AUGCGAGUCAGGAUGAUUUCGGCUGCCUCUGUCCUCGUCCUGCUCUUCCUGCCCUCGGAGACCUGCUCACCCCUGCAGUGGCCCCGGGUGCCGUCCCGCAGGCUGACUCUGGCCCCCCAACCCACCUGGGAGCCCUGGCCAGGAGCCCCGCAACCCCCGGAUCCCCCCGCCAGCCCCCUGCCCCAAAGACUGUGCCAGCCCGGUGGGGCAGAGCCCACCCCAGCCUCCCGAACCCCACGGGGGCUGCAAACCGGCAAGAGGCGAGACGGCAAACCCAACUCACUGGAUCUCACCUUCCACCUCCUGCGCGAGUUCCUGGAGAUGUCCCGGGAGGAGAGACUGGCCCAGAAGGCGCUCAGCAAUAAGCUCUUGCUGCAGAGUAUAGGAAAAUGA
Columba livia (rock pigeon) is the source of this 393-nucleotide messenger RNA. RefSeq names its product corticoliberin-like. Gene Ontology annotation, cellular component: extracellular region. Bases 1 to 393 code for a protein of 130 amino acids. Gene Ontology annotation, molecular function: corticotropin-releasing hormone activity. Lineage: Eukaryota; Metazoa; Chordata; Aves; Columbiformes; Columbidae. The transcript has a single exon. The record is from RefSeq and is a predicted model, not a curated record. Gene Ontology annotation, biological process: negative regulation of glucagon secretion; negative regulation of epinephrine secretion; positive regulation of cortisol secretion.